AUGCACGCGGCGGCGGAACGCACCCACGCGCAGCAAUGGUCGCUCUCGUCUGCCUCCUCCGCGCGACUCCCGGCGCGCAUUGCCAACCCUCCGCGCCUUUCCGAACCUCCUCGCGUCUCCAACCCUCCGCGCUUGAAAGACCCGCCCCGGCGGACUGCCGCUCCGCCGUCCGCGCCGUCCGCCACUUCCACGCCAUCCGGGGGCUUUCCCGGGGACUCCGCACCAGCCCCGCGUCCCCUUACGGCGCAGAGCGCGGCGGAGAGGGGCGUGCGUGCGGUGUACGAGGCUCUGUCAGCGCGCGAGAGGCGCAAGUUGCGCGCCGCGCUGUUCCCCCUACGAGCGCGCGCGGCGGAGUCGGCGAGCGCGGUGUGGCAGGAGAGCUGGGGGGUGGUGGCGCGCCUCGUUGCUGCGGAGUUGGUGCGCGCAGCCCCACGUGCUCGCGCCUCCCCACACCACUCCCUCCCUCUCUCUUUCCCUAGCUCUACCCCCACCUUUCUCUCCCCCACAUUUACCCCCCCAGCACUCUCACUCCACUUUUUCCCCCCCACCUUUUUCCUCUCACCUCUCUCCCCGCACCUCUCCCCACCUGUCUCCCCCCACCACUCUCCCUCCUUCUCCCCACCCCACAUUACUCCCCACCUCCGCACCACACCACCCUCCUGCUGCCCCGUCGCCUCCUUGUCUGAGCCCAAUCCCUUCCCUUCUCCCCCCCCCAACCAUCGCCCCUCUCCCCGCCUCCCUUCCCCGCAUCCGUCUCUGCCUCCCCCUUUCCAGGGUGAACCGGACACAGGGGAGGAACAAGGGGGGCGGCGGGCGGGGGGGCGCAGAGGAGCGGGUUGUGAUGCGGAAGCACAGGGGGUUGGGGAGAGAGGACGGAAGGAGGCAAGACGGCUGCGAAUGGAAGAGCAGAAGCAGGUGUUAACUGUGGUGGAGGUGUUAUCUGAGGGGGUGGUGAGGGCGGGGAGAGGCGCAGUGGCGGCGGGGGAGGUGGAGGAGCUGGUGUGGGCGGCGUUCGUGAAGAGCCACGAGGCUGUGCUCACCCCGGAGCACUGGACCAGCUUUGUCCCUCUGCUGCUCAAACUGGUGGCGAGGCACGGAGCGCUGCUAUUGGGCAAGCGCAGCAACGGGCGGCUGGCGAAGAACAUGACGCACUGGCUGCUGCACUGCGCUGUCUUCGCUGCCCACGCUGCCGUGCGCGAGAGGGCGCUCGUGGGACUGCUGCUCCUCAUCGCCCAACUUCUCCGUCCCUCUCUCCCUCUCCCUCCCUCUCCCUCCCUCUCCCUCACUCUCCCUCCCUCUCCCUCCCUCUCCCUCCCUCUCCCUCCCUCUCCCUCCCUCUCCCUCCCUAUCCCUCCCUCCCUCCCUCCCUCCCUCCCUCCCUCCCUCCCUCCCACCCUCCCUCCCUCCCUCCAUCCCUCCCUCCCUCCCUCUCUCCCUCUCUCCCUCUCUCCCUCCCUCCCUCCCUCCCUCCCUCCCUCCCUCCCUCCCUCCCUCCCUCCCUCCCUCCCUCCCUCCCUCCCUCCCUCCCUCCAUCCCUCCCUCUCUCCCUCUCUCCCUCCCUCCCUCCCUCCCUCCCUCCCUCCCUCCCUCCCUCCCAUCCCCCUCCCUACCUCCCUCCCUCCCUCCCUCCCUCCCUCCCUCCCUCCCUCCCUCCCUCCCUCCCUCCCUCCCUCCCUCCCUCCCUCCCUCCAUCCCUCCAUCCCUCCCUCCCUCCCUCUCUCCCUCUCUCCCUCUCUCCCUCCCUCCCAUCCUCCCUCCCUCCCUCCCUCCCUCCCUCCCUCCCUCCCUCCAUCCCUCCCUCUCUCCCUCUCUCCCUCCCUCCCUCCCUCCCUCCCUCCCAUCCCCCUCCCUCCCUCCCUCCCUCCGUCCCUCUCUCCCUCUCUCCCUCCCUCCCAUCCUCCCUCCCUCCCAUCCUCCCUCCCUCCCUCCCUCCCUCCCACCCUCCCUCCCUCCCUCUCUCCCUCUCUCCCUCUCUCCCUCCCUCCCAACCUACCUCCCUCCCUCCCUCCCUCCCUCCCUCCCUCCAUCCCUCCCUCCCUCCCUCUCUUCCUCUCUCCCUCCCUCCCUCCCUCCCUCCCUCCCUCCCUCCCUCCCUCCCUCCCUCCCUCCCUCCCUCCCUCCUCCCUCCCUCCAUCCCUCCCUCUCUCCCUCUCUCCCUCCCUCCCUCCCUCCCUCCCAUCCCCCUCCCUCCCUCCCUCCCUCCCUCCCUCCCUCCCUCACUCCCUCCCUCCCUCCCUCCCUCCCUCCCUCCCUCCCUCCCUCCCUCCCUCCCUCCCUCCAUCCCUCCCUCCCUCCCUCCCUCCCUCCCUCCCUCCCUCCCUCCCUCCCUCCCUACCUCCCUCCCUCCCUCCCUCCAUCCCUCCCUCUCUCCCUCUCUCCCUCCCUCCCUCCCUCCCUCCCUCCCAUCUCCCUCCCUCCCUCCCUCCCUCCCUCCCUCCCUCCCUCCCUCCCUCCAUCCCUCCAUCCCUCCCUCCCUCCCUCUCUCCCUCUCUCCCUCUCUCCCUCCCUCCCUCCCUCCCUCCCUCCCUCCCUCCCUCCCUCCCUCCCUCCCUCCCUCCAUCCCUCCCUCUCUCCCUCUCUCCCUCCCUCCCUCCCUCCCUCCCAUCCCCCUCCCUCCCUCCCUCCCUCCGUCCCUCUCUCCCUCUCUCCCUCCCUCCCAUCCUCCCUCCCUCCCAUCCUCCCUCCCUCCCUCCCUCCCUCCCACCCUCCCUCCCUCCCUCUCUCCCUCUCUCCCUCUCUCCCUCCCUCCCAACCUACCUCCCUCCCUCCCUCCCUCCCUCCCUCCCUCCAUCCCUCCCUCCCUCCCUCUCUUCCUCUCUCCCUCCCUCCCUCCCUCCCUCCCUCCCUCCCUCCCUCCCUCCCUCCCUCCCUCCCUCCCUCCAUCCCUCCCUCUCUCCCUCUCUCCCUCCCUCCCUCCCUCCCUCCCAUCCCCCUCCCUCCCUCCCUCCCUCCCUCCCUCCCUCACUCCCUCCCUCCCUCCCUCCCUCCCUCCCUCCCUCCCUCCCUCCCUCCUCCCUCCCUCCCUCCCUCCCUACCUCCCUCCCUCCCUCCCUCCAUCCCUCCCUCUCUCCCUCUCUCCCUCCCUCCCUCCCUCCCUCCCUCCCUCCCUCCCUCCCUCCCUCCCUCCCUCCCUCCCUCCCUCCCUCCCUCCCUCUCUCCCUCUCUCCCUCUCUCCCUCCCUCCCAUCCUCCCUCCCUCCCUCCCUCCCUCCCUCCCUCCCUCCCUCCCUCCCUCCCUCCCUCCCUCCCUCCCUCCCUCCCUCCCUCCCUCCCUCCCUCCCUCCCUCCCUCCCUCCCACCCUCCCUCCCUCCCUCUCCCCCUCUCUCCCUCUCUCCCUCCCUCCCAUCCCCCUCCCUCCCUCCCUCCCUCCCUCCCUCCCUCCCUCCAUCCCUCCCUCCCUCCCUCUCUCCCUCCCUCCCUCCCUCCCUCCCUCCCUCUCUACCUCUCUCCCUCCCUCCCUCCCUCCCUCCCUCCCUCCCUCCCUCCCUCCCUCCCUCCCUCCCUCCCUCCCUCCCUCCCUCCCUCCCUCCCUCCCUCCCUCCCUCCAUCCCUCCCUCUCUCCCUCUCUCCCUUCAUGAAGAAGGGCAGCACACCCAUGGGCAGCAUCCAUGGGCAGCAUCCAUGGGCAGCGUCCAUGGGCAGCAUCCUGGGCAGCAUCCAUGGGCAGCAUCCAUGGCGCAUCCAGGCAGCAUCCAUGGGCGCAUCCAUGGGCAGCAUCCAUGGCAGCAUCCAUGGGCAGCAUCCAUGGGCAGCAUCCAUGGGCAGCAUCCAUGGGCAGCAUCCAUGGGCAGCAUCCAUGGGCAGCAUCCAUGGGCAGCAUCCAUGGGCAGCAUCCAUGGGCAUCUAUCCAUGGGCAGCAUCCAUGGCAGCAUCCAUGUGGCAGCAUCCAUGGGCAGCAUCCAUGGGCAAGCAUCCAUGGGCAGCAUCCAUGGGCAGCAUUCCAUGGGCAGCAUCCAUGGGCAGCAUCCAUGGGCAGCCAUGCCAUCGCAUGGGCGAGCAUCCAUGGGCAGCAUCCAUGGGCAGCAUCCAUGGGCAGCAUCCAUGGGCAGCAUCCAUGGGCAGCAUCCAUGGGCAGCAUCCAUGGGCAGCAUCCAUGGGCAGCAUCAUGGGCAGCAUCCAUGGGCAGCAUCCAUGGGCAGCAUCCAUGGUCAGCAUCCAUGGCAGCAUCCAUGGGCAGCAUCCAUGGCAGCAUCCAUGGGCAGCAUCCAUGGGCAGUCCAGGUCAGCAUCCAUGGGCAGCAUCCAUGGGCAGCAUCCAUGGGCAGCAUCCAUGGGCAGCAUCCAUGGGCAGCAUCCAUGGGCAGCAUCCAUGGGCCAGCAUCCCAUGGGCAGCAUCCAUGGGCAGCAUCCAUGGGCAGCAUCCAUGGGCAGCAUCCAUGGGCAGCAUUCAUGGGCAGUCAUCCAUGGGCAGCAUCCAUGGGCAGCAUCAUGGGCAGCAUCCAGGGCAGCAUCCAUGGGCAGCAUCCAUGGGCAGGCAUCAUGGGCAGCAUCCAUGGGCCAGCAUCCAUGGGCAGCAUCCAUGGGCAGCAUCCAUGGGCAGCAUUCCAUGGCAGCACCAUGGGGCAGCAUCCAUGGGCAGCAUCCAUGGGCAGCAUCCAUGGGCAGCAUCCAUGGGCAGCAUCCAUGGGCAGCAUCCAUGGGCAGCAUCCAUGGGCAGCAUCCAUGGGCAGGCAUCCAUGGGCAGCAUCCAUGGCAGCAUCCAUGGGCAGCAUCCAUGGGCAGCAUCCAUGGGCAGCAUCCAUGGGCAGCAUCCAUGGGCAGCAUCCAUGGGCAGCAUCCAUGGGCAUCAUCCAUGGGCAGCAUCCAUGGGCAGCAUCCAUGGGCAGCAUCCAUGGGCAGCAUCCAUGGGCAGAUCCAUGGGGCAGCAUCAUGGGCAGCAUCCAUGGGCAGCAUCCAUGGGCAGCAUCCAUGGGCAGUCAUCCAUGGGCAGCAUCCAUGGGCAGCAUCCAUGGCAUCAUCCAAUGGGCGCAGCAUCCAUGGGCCAGCAUCCAUGGUGCAGCCAUCCAUGGGCAGCAUCCAUGGGCAGCAUCCAUGGGCAGCAUCCAUGGGCAGCAUCCAUGGGCAGCAUCCAUGGGCAGCAUCCAUGGCAGCAUCCAUGGGCAGCAUCCAUGGGCAGCAUCCAUGGGCAGCAUCCAGUGGUCCAGCCAUCCAUGGGGCAGCAUCCAUGGGCAGCAUCCAUGGGCAGCAAUCCAUGGGCAGCAUCCAUGGGCAGCAUCCAUGGGCAGCAUCCCAUGGGCCAGCAUCCAUGGGCAGCAUCCAUGGGCAGCAUCCAGGGCAGCAUCCAUGGGCAGCAUCCAUAGGCAGCAUCCAUGGGCAGCAUCCAUGGGCAGCAUCCAUGGGCAGCAAUCCAUGGGCAGCAUCCAUGGGCAGCCAUCCAUGGGCAGCAUCCAUGGGCAGCAUCCAUGGGCAGCAUCCCAUGGGCAGCAUCCAUGGGCAGCAUCCAUGGGCAGCAUCCAUGGGCAGCAUCCAUGGGCAGCAUCCAUGGGCAGCAUCCAUGGGCAGCAUCCAUGGGCAGCAUCCAUGGGCAGCAUCCAUGGGCAGCAUCCAUGGGCAGCAUCCAUGGGCAAGCAUCCAUGGGCAGCAUCCAUGGGCAGCAUCCAUGGGCAGCAUCCAUGGGCAGCAUCCAUGGGCAGCAUCCAUGCAGCAUCCAUGGGCAGCAUUCCAUUGGGCAGCAUCCAUGGGCAGCAUCCAUGGGCAGCAUCCAUGGGCAGCAUCCAUGGUGGCAGCAUCCAUGGGCAGCAUCCAUGGGCAGCAUCCAUGGGCAGCAUCCAUGGGCAGCAUCCAUGGGCAGCAUCCAUGGGCAGCAUCCAUGGAGCAUCCAUGGGCGCAUCCAUGGGCAGCAUCCAUGGGCAGCAUCAUGGGCAGCAUCCAUGGGCAUCCAUGGCAGCAUCCAUGGGCAGCAUCCAUGGGCAGCAUCCAUGGGCAGCAUCCAUGGGCAGCAUCCAUGGGCAGCAUCCAUGGGCAGCAUCCAUGGGCAGCAUCCAUGGGCAGCAUCCAUGGGCAGCAUCCAUGGGCAGCAUCCAUGGGCAGCAUCCAUGGGCAGCAUCCAUGGGCAGCAUCCAUGGGCAGCAUCCAUGGGCAGCAUCCAUGGGCAGCAUCCAUGGGCAGCAUCCAUGGGCAGCAUCCAUGGGCAGCAUCCAUGGGCAGCAUCCAUGGGCAGCAUCCAUGGGCAGCAUCCAUGGGCAGCAUCCAUGGGCAGCAUCCAUGGGCAGCAUCCAUGGGCAGCAUCCAUGGGCAGCAUCCAUGGGCAGCAUCCAUGGGCAGCAUCCAUGGGCAGCAUCCAUGGGCAGCAUCCAUGGGCAGCAUCCAUGGGCAGCAUCCAUGGGCAGCAUCCAUGGGCAGCAUCCAUGGGCAGCAUCCAUGGGCAGCAUCCAUGGGCAGCAUCCAUGGGCAGCAUCCAUGGGCAGCAUCCAUGGGCAGCAUCCAUGGGCAGCAUCCAUGGGCAGCAUCCAUGGGCAGCAUCCAUGGUCAGCAUCCAUGGGCAGCAUCCAUGGGCAGCAUCCAUGGGCAGCAUCCAUGGGCAGCAUCCAUGGGCAGCAUCCAUGGGCAGCAUCCAUGGCAGCAUCCUGGCAGCAUCCAUGGGCAGCAUCCAUGGGCAGCAUCCAUGGGCAGCAUCCAUGGGCAGCAACCAUGGGCAGCAUCCAUGGGCAGCAUCCAUGGGCAGCAUCCAUGGGCAGCAUCCAUGGGCAGCAUCCAUGGGCAGCAUCCAUGGGCAGCAUCCAUGGGCAGCAUCCAUGGGCAGCAUCCAUGGGCAGCAUCCAUGGGCAGCAUCCAUGGCACAAAGCUGUUCCGUGAUGCCAAGCCACACCGUGACUCAGUGAGGGAGAGUGGGACAGUCGCUGCCAUCACCGUCUCCCUCACUCUCUCCUCUAUCGACCUCCUCACUCGCCCCUGCACUCCCCUCUACCCUCCUCACUCCCCUUCCUCGAUCCUCCCCCUCUCUCCCGACUUGCCCCUCUCCACGCAUCCGGCUGUGGAGUUCAUCCAACCCACUCACCCCACUCUUCCUGCUCCCGCUGCUCUCAAGCCUCCUCCGGGAUGGAAAGGAGGGGCGCUCACAGCAGGUGGUGCUGCUGAUGGUGCUUUUGCUCCUUACGGUGAUUAUCAGCAGCAGCAGCAGCAGCAGCAGCAGCAGCAGCAGCAGCAGCAGCAGCAGCAGCAGCAGCAGCAGCAGCAGCAGCAGCAGCAGCAGCAGCAGCAGCAGCAGCAGCAGCAGCAGCAGCAGCAGCAGCAGCAGCAGCAGCAGCAGCAGCAGCAGCAGCAGCAGCAGCAGCAGCAGCAGCAGCAGCAGCAGCAGCAGCAGCAGCAGCAGCAGCAGCAGCAGCAGCAGCAGCAGCAGCAGCAGCAGCAGCAGCAGCAGCAGCAGCAGCAGCAGCAGCAGCAGCAGCAGCAUCAACGGCAUCGUCGGUCCUUCUCUCUUGCUCCUGACGCUCUCAGCAGCCACACAGCAGCAUCGUUCUCCCCCUUACCCCCUCCUCCUGGCUCUGCCGCCGCCACUGCUGCUGCUGCCACUGGCACUGCCUCUGCAACCGCUCACAACCCCCUUCAACACCUCAACAACAGUAGCAGCAACAGUGGCGCACAGCACGCAUCACACACGCGAUCCCACAGCCACGGAGGCGGGCUGCUGCUCCCCGCCUCACACCACGCCCAGCGCCCGCGAGUGGGACGCGCGCGAGCGGGCAGCGUGGGGGGCUGGGCUGACCUCACCGCGCAUGCCCUGCCUGGGUCAAGCGAGCGGCAGUGGCUUGAUGACGAGGGGCACAGCCUUGGCUCCGACGACAGGCACGGCCCUUCCACCGCCCGCAGCACGCACAGCCACGGCAUGCCGAGGGGUAGGGGGAGUGACUGGCAGCAUGGGGGAGAGGGGAGGGCAGAGGGACGAGGAGGCGGAAGGGGAGGCAAGGGGGAGCAAGAGCAGGAGCAAGAGAAGGAGCAGCAGCAAUCCUCCCUGUGGCCUUCCUCUGAUGUUUCCUCCGCCCCUCUUGCCUGCGUGGCCCUCGCUGCCUCGCACCCCCUCCGCCCUGCUUCUGGCGUCUCCUCUUUCACCCCCGCCUGGGACCCCUCCUCUCUACCUUUUUCCUGCCCGCCCUCCUUGGAAUCUGCUUACUCUGCCGCCUGCCCGCCUACUAAGGCGCCUGCUCCUGCUGCACUACCAGCUAUGGCCCAAUCCGUGCAGCUUGGCUCGGCAGCGGUGUUGGAUCCGGCCGGUAUAGGUCCGGCAGGGCUGCCUGUAGACGAGCCCAGGACAGGUCCGGGGAGACCCGGGAGGUUUGGCAGACGAGGAACGGAAGGGUGGGGGAAAGGGAGGAUAGUGGAGGAGGGGACGGAGGAUAUGAGUGAGAACUCUUGGGAAGAUGAACGGGGGAAUAGGGCUAUGAGGAGAGAUGGAGAAGGAGCAGAAGGAGGGGAAGAAGCACAAGGACAAGGGUGGAGUAAGCAGCGCGAGUGGGACAAGGAGCAUCAUGAACGGUUCAGAGCGGUGGUGAGGAUGGUGGGGUCGGGCACGCAGGGCAGGAGGUUGCUGGGGGCCGUGGGGCUGGGCGAGCAGGUGCUGGCAGACCUGGCGAGGCGCUGGCGGUGGCACGAGGUGAAGGCGCUCUCUGCCGUGCUGCGCCAUGCUGUGGACGCAUGGCAGGAGCAUGCUGACAUGGCCAGGGCGGCAGUGCAGGACCGACAAGCAGUGGUGGAGGGGUACCUGCAGUGCGCCGCUGCGUACUCGCACGUGCCCGACCUGCACGUGCUCUUGCUGCUGCGCCUCGCGCUCGCCCACCGCCACCUCGACCCCCUGGGAGGCACGGCGGAGGCGGGGCAGUGCUGCGUGGCCGCUGCUGCUGUGGCGCUGCAGUACCUGCUCGCCCUCCGCCCCCACCCGCCCCGGGAUCACUCUAGCAGUGACGGUGGCGAGGGUGAUGAUGGUGCCAUCGGCGCCCGCAGUGUCAUCACAAGCACCACCACCACCACCACCAGCACCAGCACCAGCAGCACUGCCACGACCAGUACAACAAUCACGAUGGGUGCAGGCACAAGAGGCAAUGAAGCAGGCGACGAGGCAGUGGCAGCGGGGUUCUUCUCACGCGCAGCUGGAGGGCAGCGCAGCAGCGGGGCGGUGUGGGGGCAGCAGCACGUGUCGGCGCUCGCUCGGGUGUGCCCCGACCUGCCCCUGCUCGCCCCAGGGCUGCUCCGAGCUGCCUCCAACCGAGCCACUGUGAGGAGCAAGAGGAGGAGCAAGGGGGGGCAGAAGAGCAGUGGCGGCAGCGGUGGAGAGGAGGAGGAGAGGGUGGUGGUGGCGGGGCGGGUGGCAGGGUACCUGCACGUCAACCCCCUCUUCAUUGCCUCGCUCCUCGAGGAAGCUUCCUGUCUCUUCGCCUCGGCCGGCCUGCAUUCCUUCGCCGUCCACCUGCAGGAGCUGCUGCUGCCCUUCUGGAAAGAGCAGGGAAACUUCUCCGCAGCUUCCCGCUGCCACCGGCGCUUGGCUGCGUCAUACCUGCUGCUGACUCAGAGGCCGGGAGGGGGCGGGGAGGAGGGGGUGAGGGAGAGCGGGUGCCACCAGUCCCUCCAGUCGAGUGUGCAGGGUGCGAGCUUCUUCCUGGUGGCCUUCUAUGGCGAGCGGUUUGGGGCGGAGUUCAACGGACGGCAGUUCGUGUACAAGGAGCCGCGAGACACGGCAGCAGGGGACCUGGUGAGGCGGCUGAAGGGCAUCUACGCCCGCAUCCUGGGCAGCAGCACCUCGCUGCGCAUUAUCACAUCGCCCAUAGUCACACCCGACGACCUGCGGCACUCACAGCUGUGCACCGUGCAGGUCGUGCCAGUCUACCCCGCUCCAGUUGACCCUCCCCCAGGCCUGCCUGAGGGGGAGGAGGGGCUGAGGGAUGGCAAGGAGGGCGCGGCGAGGGGCGACCUGGACGAGCUGUUUGGCGCCAGCGGCGGCGGCUGCGGGCCUCUCAGGAGCUUUCAGUUCAGCAUGCCGCCUUCGGCUCUUGCAGCUGCUGCUGCUGCUGCAGUUGAGGGGCUGGUGGAAGGGGGAGGCGAGGGGGGGGGCGGGGGAGGAGGUGACGAGGCUGCUGGAGCUGGGAUUUGGGGGCGCUGCGGGGGCAGGCUAUGGCAUGGGCAGCGGCGGUAUGGGCAGCGGCGGUAUGGGGGAUGUUUCCAGCGACAUUUGCAUGCGCGCUUCCCGUCGCUGCAGCUGCACUUGCCAGUGGUGGCCACCCACAGCAAGGAGGCGUCCCCCCUGGAGCUCGUCUUGGAUGAGAGCCUGCAGUGGACCCGGCGCCUCUCCCAGCUGGUUGCCACGUGGCGCGCUAAGACUGGCCGGAGCUUGGAGGCAGAUGGGAUGAAGAAGGGGGAUGGUGGGGGGAGAGGUGAGAGUGGUGUGCAAGGGUAUGAUUUGGAUGAGGAUGAUGUGUUGUGGGGGAUGGGGGGGCGGGGGCAGCGGGGGAGGCGGAGUGGGAGUGGCGGGGGGAAGGGUGAAAGGGGGGGAGUGUGGCGUGUGUUGCUGCAGGUGGCAGCAGCGAGCCUGGAUGCCAUGCAGGAGGUGCGGGCUCUUGAGCUGCUGCGCUCCCUCAAGGAGCGCCCUUCAGGGAGGGAGGGGGGAAAGGGUGGAGGAAGCGGAAGAGGAAGAGGGGAAGAUGAGGCAGGAGAGAUUGCGUGGACAGACGAGGGAGGAGAGAGAGGGACAGGCACAGGUACAGGGGAAGGCACAGGAGCAGGGGGGAGCGGAGAGGCGGGAGGUGCAGGCGAGGGGAGGAGGGGCGGGUCGCGGUGGGCGGAGGGUCUGGCGAGCCGGCAUGUGGCGCGGGCCAUGGGGGGGGUGGUGGCGGCGGCAGAGGCGGCACGGGAGGGCGUGGAGGGCGUGGGGAAGCCGAUGGCGCCGCUGCUGGCGUGGCUAGAAGACGCCGCUGAUGCCACCCCGCCUGAGACCCUUGCUGCCCUCGCUAGGUACGGGCUGCUGGAUGGGGGAGGUGGAGGCGAGGGAGUGUGGGAGGCGAGGGGUGUAGAAGUGAGGUGCGGGGAUGAGGGUUCUUCUGCUGCUGCUGCUGCUGCAGAUGGUGCUGCUGAUGGUGAUGCCACUCCCUCCUGCGCUCAUCCCACGCCAAGGGAGCUGGCCCGAGCGAGAGAGCAGCGCGAGGCAGAGCGGGAGAUUGCAGCAGUGGCAGCGCUGGCGGCGGCGGCGGCAGCAGGAGGCGAGGAGGCGGUGCGAGUGGGCAACGCGCUGACGGACUAUGUGGAGGCGCUGAGUGCGGUGGUGCAGGCGCAUGAGAGGGAGAUGGGGUGGGGGGACGAGGAGGCACACGAGGAGGUGAAGGCGCGCGCCAAGGGGAUGAUGGAGGAGCUGUACCUCUACGUGCCGGGCAUACGACCAUGGGACCUGGUGUGA
This is a messenger RNA of Closterium sp. NIES-65, 11376 nucleotides long. Lineage: Eukaryota; Viridiplantae; Streptophyta; Zygnematophyceae; Desmidiales; Closteriaceae. The record is from the annotation of a GenBank genome assembly.